AUGUCGCGCCCGCCCGAGCUCGAUCGCAACCAGGAUGCCACCUGCUACAUUGGCAACAUUGACGAUCGUGCCAACGAUGCCAUCGUAUGGGAGCUCAUGAUCCAAGCCGGUCCUUUGGUCAACCUCCACCUCCCCAAGGAUCGCAUCACCCAAUCCCACCAAGGAUACGCCUUUGCAGAGUUCCAGACCGAACAGGACGCCGACUACGCAUGCAAGGUCAUGAAUGGUCUUAAGCUCUAUGGUAAACCUAUUCGCGUCAACAAAGCUUCCAACGACCGCAAGCCGAUUGAUAUUGGCGCAAAUCUCUUUGUCGGUAGUCUAGACCCUGCAGUAGAUGAGCGUCUGUUGUACGAGACUUUCUCGGCUUUCGGUGGCAUCAUUGGUCUACCCAAGAUCGCCAGGGACCCAACGAGUGGCGAGCCCAAAGGAUUUGCUUUCGUGUCUUUCGACAGCUUCGAGGCUGCAGAUGCGGCCAUCGAGGCGCUCAAUGGUCAAUUCCUGCUCAACAAAAACAUUACUGUCGACUACGCCAUCAAAAAAGACAGCAAAAAUGGCGAGAGACACGGCACUGCUGCCGAGAGGCUGCUCGCUGCUCAAGCGCGCAAAAACAAUGCUCUGCCCACACAGCCCUAUCCGCAGCGGCCGGUAGGCGCUCCCUAUGCCCAACCGCCGGGCGCUGCCUCAGUGGCUCCUCCCAACGGCAAUUCUCAAGGUGCAUGGAGCGCAUAUGCACAACAUCAACAACAGCCGCAGGCUGCGUAUCCUCUAGCAGCCGCACCGCAGCCACCACAGCAGGCGUCACAUCUCGCCCCAGCAUACCCACAAAACCCUCCCAUCCAUAUGAGCCCAGGCGGUCCACUUGCGUACCCGCCUUAUCAAUAUUGA
Molecule: messenger RNA, 885 nt
Organism: Mycosarcoma maydis (corn smut)
Lineage: Eukaryota; Fungi; Basidiomycota; Ustilaginomycetes; Ustilaginales
Exons: 1
Coding region: 1-885 (294 amino acids)
Biological process (GO): positive regulation of mRNA splicing, via spliceosome
Cellular component (GO): nucleolus; U12-type spliceosomal complex
Molecular function (GO): RNA binding
Source: RefSeq, a predicted model, not a curated record